GUGGCCAGAUAACUCACACUCGCAGUACUCUUUCAAUUCCUAAAACCGACUUAAAUUGUGUAUUACUUCCUUGAUCACAUUUUGUGUCUCUCUCACACAUAUAUUCGCUCGAGACUUAUCAUCUCUAACGAUGGAGAGAGCUGCGAGUUUGCCUCUUCAGCCUCCAACCUAUGGGAACCUAAUCACCAUACUCAGUAUCGAUGGAGGUGGCGUUAGAGGGCUUAUACCCGGCACCAUCCUUGCGUUCCUCGAGUCUGAGCUUCAGAAACUGGAUGGAGAAGAUGCGAGAAUUGCAGAUUACUUCGAUGUGAUAGCUGGAACGAGCACAGGAGGUCUUGUCGCAGCCAUGCUGACAUGCCCAGACGAGACCGGCCGCCCCCUCUUUGCUGCGGAAGACAUCAAGCAGUUUUACCUGGAUCACUGUCCUAGGAUUUUUCCACAAGACAGCCCACUUAUUCCUGUUACCAAGGUGGUUAAAGCCGUGUCAGGACCGAAAUACGACGGGAAGUAUCUGCAUACAAUCGUCAAGGAAAAGCUAGGAAGCACGAGGUUGCAUGACACAUUGACUAACAUUGUCAUCCCAGCAUUUGACAUCAAGCGUCUCCAACCAACCAUAUUUUCCAGCUACGAGGUGAAGAAAAAGCCAAGCACUGAUGCCUGCCUCUCAGAUAUCUGCAUCUCAACCUCUGCGGCCCCAACUUAUCUACCGGCCCAUUACUUUGAAACCGAAGAACCAUCAGGCCAAGUCAGAGAAUUCAACCUAAUCGAUGGUGGUGUUGCAGCAAACAAUCCGACUCUGGUGGCUAUGGGAGAAGUGACAAAGGAAAUAAUGGGAGGAAGCUCUGAUUUCUUCCCUAUACAGCCGAUGGACUACACAAGGUUUCUUGUGAUAUCCUUAGGGACCGGCGCACCAAAAUGUCAAGAGAAGUACAGUGCAAACGAUGCCGCCAGAUGGGGAGUUUUGGGUUGGUUAGCUGGAGGCGGAGGCACUCCGUUGGUUGAUGUCUUCAUGCAAUCGAGUUCCGAUAUGGUGGACUUCCACAUCUCUGCAGUUUUCCAGGCCCUCCACCUCGAAGGAAAUUACCUCCGAAUUCAGGAUGACACGUUGAGCGGGACAGUGUCGUCAGUCGAUGUGGCCACAGGACAGAACCUAAAUGACCUGGUGGAAGUCGGGGAAUCACUUCUGCAGAAGCCUGUCUCCCGGGUGAACCUAGACACUGGCACCUUCCAGGCACGAAGCCAGGAGACUAACGCAGAGGCCAUCCGAAGGUUCGCAAAGGUUCUCUCUCACGAGAGACGGCUUCGGCUCGCGAGGUCACCUCACGGACAUGCUGCAGUUGCCAAGUAGUUCUUUGGCUUGGCGGUUACCUUAGACAUUCACCAAUACAGACUAGCCAGCAUAUAGUAAAAACUAAUGGAUUAUUUAUUGGUCAAUUAUUAGUUAAUUGACAAAUUAUAUCCCCAUAGCUAGUAGGAUAUUAUAUAAGUAAUCCACACACGUGUACCUGUAAAUUGCAAUCAUUCUUUCAUAUCUUUUUUAUAUAAAUAAAUAAUGAGCUACUGCGAUUUGCCAUCA
Molecule: messenger RNA, 1576 nt
Organism: Punica granatum (pomegranate)
Lineage: Eukaryota; Viridiplantae; Streptophyta; Magnoliopsida; Myrtales; Lythraceae
Source: RefSeq, a predicted model, not a curated record